AUGGCAGGCUUGAAUGUACUCAUCAGCGGUGUUGGCAUUGCAGGCCCUGCUACAGCCUUCUUUCUCGCCAAAGCCGGAGCUAACGUAACAGUUGUUGAGAGAGCACCGGAGCCGCGGACUGGCGGUCAGAAUGUCGACGUUCGAGGCCAUGGACUGACAGUCAUCCGUCGAAUGGGUCUGGAGGAGACCGUUCGCAGCAAGACGACCCACGAGAAAGGCUUGAAGUUUGUGGAUGCUCAGAACGUUAGCCGUGCUGAGUUUCCAAUCGAUGAUGGCCAAGGAUUCACAUCCGAUAUUGAGAUCAUGAGAGGUGAUCUUGGACUCAUCCUCUAUGAGGCUACGAGAGAUAAUGUGCGAUACUUGUUUGGAGAAAGCGUCAAAUCCAUCAGCGAAAAGUCUGAGAAGGUCGAAGUCGACUUCGAGAACGGCUCGCCUACUAUGUCAUUCGACGUUAUCGUUGCUGCAGACGGCUGGGCAAGCACAACAAGAAGAUUGGCGUUUGAUCCCAAAACCACACAUGACUGUCUCAACGAUCUAGGCCAAUGGGCAGCUUGGUUCCGGAUACCACACAAGGAGUCCGAUAGCGAUUGGGCUCGCUGGUACAAUGCACCUGGCAAACGCAUGAUCUUGCUUCGACCGGAUAAUGCUCAUGUCACCAGAGCUUCGUUGUGGGCGAUGCCAUCGGAUGAUCACAUGGAUAGCGUGGCAAGGAAGGGGAUCGCCGAGCAGAAAGCGCAUUGGAAACAGCUAUUUCACGAUGCCGGUUGGGAAGCUAAGAGAGUAGUAGGAGUGAUGGAGCAAGCCAACGACUUCUACAUGCAGAAGAUUGCACAGGUGAAUCUUCCCCACUGGUCAAGUGGUCGAACAGUCCUGAUUGGCGAUGCUGGCUACUGUCCGUCACCGAUCACCGGCAUGGGUACAACAGCAGCACUUGUUGGCGCAUACAUCCUAGCUGGAGAGCUCGCUCAAAAGCCGAAGGAUAUCUUCAAGGCGUUCCAGAUGUAUGAAGAUCGAAUGAAGCCUUUCAUUAAAACAGCUCAAAAGCUAGCUCCUGGUGCUCCUAGUAUGGCCAAUCCUCAGACUCAAUGGGGCAUUCAGAUUUUACACUGGUUCCUGGGGUUCAUCGCCUGGUCUGGCAUCUUGAAAUGGAUGGGUCCGUCGUUCAACCCUCCUGCCACGGGUAUAGAGCUUCCCGACUACACGUUUGCGUAA
Molecule: messenger RNA, 1212 nt
Organism: Zasmidium cellare ATCC 36951
Lineage: Eukaryota; Fungi; Ascomycota; Dothideomycetes; Mycosphaerellales; Mycosphaerellaceae
Exons: 1
Coding region: 1-1212 (403 amino acids)
Molecular function (GO): FAD binding
Source: RefSeq, a predicted model, not a curated record